Molecule: messenger RNA, 2175 nt
Organism: Fonsecaea erecta
Lineage: Eukaryota; Fungi; Ascomycota; Eurotiomycetes; Chaetothyriales; Herpotrichiellaceae
Exons: 4
Coding region: 1-2175 (724 amino acids)
Biological process (GO): proteasome-mediated ubiquitin-dependent protein catabolic process
Cellular component (GO): Cul4-RING E3 ubiquitin ligase complex
Molecular function (GO): protein binding
Source: RefSeq, a predicted model, not a curated record
AUGGCCGGUACCCCGGAUCCUCGCGAAGGACUGAGUCCCUCACCGACCAACAUGCUUGAUAUCUUUUCCGUCGACGAUGACGAUGAUGACGGCGAUAGUUUCCACCCGACCGAGGAACAAAGUACCGAUGCAGAUGGCACGCAGGACGAAGACAGCGAUGCUGAUUUCACCGACGCCCACGAGACGCUACACGGCAUCGAAAUAAUCUACGAGGGCGGAGACGACGACGACGACGACGAGGCAGAUGAAGAGGAGGGAAAUCACACUGAAACCGAAAAUGAUGGCACUGAACCCGGCGCAAGAACUAUCCGAUCAGCACAGGUGACUGUCAACGACAUCCGCGGCCUUCUAAAUACCAGUGCGCCUCUUCGGCAGCUCAUUUUGAGUCGUUACCGCCUCAUACGCCCGAACGGAGCGCUCUUCGACGUCGACGACGAUGACGACGAUGAGGAGCCGUACGUAUACGGCGGUUUCAGUCGCCGUCGCCGGGUCCAACGCCACAAGCCAAAGGGCGACCGCUUCCCCAAAGUUCCCAGCGAGGCGGGAACGGCGUUGAUGAACUCUGGCACCUAUGGUUAUCGAGACACAUACUUGGACAUCCGACUGAAGAGACGGCGCACAGUCAAUGAACGCCUGCUAUGGCGUCGUCUAGGGUUAGAGGCACGGUCCACUAUGAGACGACAAAACAACCUCAUCGCCCAAGAACAAGUACCCAACACUACCACUGCAGACAGGAUCAUCCACUAUGACUCACGAGCCUACUCAGGUCAAUUUUCCGACGAUGGGAACUUCUUCUUUAGCUGCACGCAGAAUUUCAAGGUUCGUAUGUACGACACGUCUAACCCUUACGAUUGGAAAUACUACAAGACGGUGGAUUACCCCUUCGGACAAUGGACGAUCACGGAUGCUACGUUGAGCCCGGAUAAUAAGUUCCUCGCAUAUUCGUCGAUUCGACAUACCGUUUGUCUCGCCCCGACCGACCCAACGGACCACUCUGACCACACUUUAUUGGAUUUCACCAACUUCGCUCCCGGAGCAGGGAUGGGCCGACCGACCUACGGGUACAUGGGUCGGCAUGGCUUUGGUAUCUGGUCCUUGCGUUUCAGCGGUGACGGACGAGAGAUUGUCGCCGGAACGUCGGAUCAUUCGGUCGUGGUGUACGAUCUAGAACGUCGCCAGUCGACUGUUCGUCUAUCGAACCACGAAGACGACGUCAAUGCGGUCUGUUUCGGCGACAAGUCCUCACCUCACAUCCUUUACUCGGGCAGUGACGACCAAACGUUGCGAGUGUGGGACAGACGAUCAAUGGCCGAUGGCCGUCCCGCCGGCAUUUUCGUCGGCCAUACAGAAGGUAUCACGUAUGUUGACUCCAAGGGCGAUGGCCGUUAUGUCCUGUCCAACGGCAAGGAACAAAUGAUGAAACUGUGGGACCUGCGGAAGAUGAUAUCUCCGAACGAAUUUUCGAGGAUCGACAUCCACUCCUACACCACGAACUUUGACUAUCGAUUCUCCUCGUACGAUGAAGACGACUAUGUCCCCAAUCCCAAAGAUUGCAGUGUGGUAACCUUCCGAGGCCACUCGGUGCUCAAGACACUGAUCCGAUGUCACUUCUCGCCACCCGGGUCGUCAAACUCUCGUUAUGUGUACAGCGGAAGCGAAGAUGGGAAAGUAUAUAUCUGGAACAUGGACGGGACCCAGAAAGCCACAAUCGACGUCUAUGCUGCGACGAGACAUACAAGACCGAGAAACGAUGGGAGUGACGGGUUCGGUGGCGGAGGGUAUGGUUACGAGCUACAUGGGCACCAUAAUAGUGUGUGGAAGACGUGCGUCAGGGAUGCCAGCUGGAGUCCCACUGCACCAGUUCUAGCAGCCACGUCGUGGAACGGUUGGGGUAUGGCUACGGGCACAGUCUCAGUACAUUCCUGGAACGACGGCGCCGAAGACGACGAAGCCCUCCCCGCCAUGUCCUCAAACUAUAACGCCCGCCUUGACCCCAGAGAGGACUUUGACAAUGCCAUGCGUCGUGCCCGCGGCGGAGGACGGGGCGAUACAGCAGGGAGUGGACCCACCACGACGCGCAGUCGCGCCGAGGGAAGAGGUCUGAGAAGCUUUCUCGUCAGGCCGGCCUUGUUUGGUGGGAACAACGAGGGCGGCACAGGGGGUAGAGCCUCUUGA